This is a messenger RNA of Linderina pennispora, 591 nucleotides long. RefSeq lists its product as uncharacterized. Lineage: Eukaryota; Fungi; Kickxellomycota; Kickxellomycetes; Kickxellales; Kickxellaceae. The annotation marks the transcript as partial. The record is from RefSeq and is a predicted model, not a curated record. The transcript is spliced from 5 exons.
UGUCAAGCCAAACAUCACUGCACUUAUACAGACGGGCCAUCGACUAUGACGAAAGCGCUGCAGCGAGACCACCAGAGCCACCCAAGAACAGCGCUGAUGGCUGGCAGUCGUCGGCCAGCAGCACUCGCGAGGCAGGACCAGCGUGCAGCGGCACAAGCAAUGGCUAUGAAGGAGCAGAUGAAGGGUCGCCAUCCUAUCGAACAAGAGAGCGUUCUGGUGGCAGGCAAAGUCAAGGCACCCCUUCCAAAUGAGCUCAAAAGGAGAAACGAUUCUCACCAGGCAAGGGAAUGCAUGAGCAGAAACCAUGUGCUCGUCUACGAUGCGAUAAUUAGACAUUUGAUGGAGAUUCAUCACAAAGGAAACGAGUACAGGCUGAACCUCACAGACUAUGUGCAGCAAAGCAUCGACAGUUCCGAGUUCAUUAAAAGGGAUGCCGAGCUCCAAUGCACCUUGUCGAAGCGUUGGCAAGAGCUCUCCAAUGAAAAAAUGGAGAACAACAUGCGCAUAUUACGGUUUGCUACUGUAGUUGCUCGUCUUUCAAGGGCAGACGAUUCGUAGUGGAUAUGUAGAGCAAUAAAUAAAGUGCAUAAG